Olea europaea var. sylvestris is the source of this 462-nucleotide messenger RNA. RefSeq names its product glycolipid transfer protein 3-like. The transcript has 5 exons. Gene Ontology annotation, molecular function: ceramide 1-phosphate binding; ceramide 1-phosphate transfer activity. The coding region runs from base 1 to 462 and encodes 153 amino acids. The record is from RefSeq and is a predicted model, not a curated record. Gene Ontology annotation, cellular component: cytoplasm; membrane; cytosol. Gene Ontology annotation, biological process: ceramide transport; intermembrane lipid transfer. Lineage: Eukaryota; Viridiplantae; Streptophyta; Magnoliopsida; Lamiales; Oleaceae.
AUGUCUUCAAGUCUGAGAUUGGAGAAGGUCUAUGAUUCUGAUCCACUGACAUAUUGGGAUGUGGUAGAAAUAUUGAAGAAAGAAGUCAGCGAAGGAAGGGCCAAAAAAGGCCCUACUUGCAGUAAAGCCUUUGUUUGGCUUACCAGAUCUCUUGAUUUUUCAGUAGCUUUAUUAAAAUUACUUGUCAAGGAUACUGAGAUGAGUAUCGAACAAGCCAUCGAAAAGUCAUAUAAUAUCACUCUUAAGCCAUGGCAUGGAUGGAUAUCUUCUGCAGCAUACAAAGUAUCACUCAAACUAGUGCCCGAUACCAAAAGUUUGAUAGAUAUUCUGAAGGCCAAAGAUGCAAAUGAUGAUAUGCUUAAAAAAGAAGUGCAAACCCUAAUUUCAUUACUUGUACCUGAGUUAGAACGAAGCUAUGGUAUCAUGAGAAUGUAUGGGCUGGAUAAGUUGAAAUCUACCUGA